UUUUCCGAUCAAAGAGUCAAAAAAAUAUCUAAUCACUCGCUUAUUCUUCUUCUAAUCUGCAAAAAUGGCGUCAUCAUCGUCUAUAGCUCUCAGGAGACUUCUCUCUUCUACCGUCGUCCCUCGCUCCAUAAGAGCAGUUCGUCCGGCGGCUGCUUCUUCUCGCCUCUUCAACACCAACGCCGUCAGAAACUAUGAACACGGUGACGAAAGGAACCAUCGCUCAAACCGACAUGUUUCUCGCCGCGGCGGCGAUUUCUUCUCAGACAUGUUGGAUCCGUUGAUUCCGACGAGAAGCUUGAGCCAGAUGCUAAAUUUCAUGGACCAGAUCAGUGAAUUCCCUUUGGUGUCAGCAGCAGCUACGCGUGGAAUGGGAGCUUCAGGAGUUAGACGUGGCUGGGACGUGAAGGAGAAAGACGACGCGUUGCAUCUAAGGAUCGAUAUGCCUGGACUUAGCAGAGAAGAUGUGAAACUUGCUUUGGAACAGAACACGUUGGUUAUCAAAGGAGAAGGUAAAACAGAGGAAGGAGAUGAUGUUUCUGGAGAUGAGGGACGGAGGUUUACGAGUAGGAUUGGGUUACCGGAGAAAGUUUACAAGACUGAUGAGAUUAAAGCGGAGAUGAAGAAUGGUGUGUUGAAAGUGAUGAUUCCUAAGAUUAAAGAGGAUGAGCAUAACAAUGUUCGUCACAUAAAUGUUGACUAGAGUUACGUUUUUCUUGGUGAAUCAAAGCAAAAUUACAUUUCUUCAAUGGACAUUUUAAAAGCAUUAAUGCACUUUGCUUCCUUAUUCUAUAGACUUUGAUGUAUCAUCACUCAAACAUGCUAAGCAACAGAGCCACGAACAUGUACAUGAUGCACCAAAUUG
This is a messenger RNA of Camelina sativa (false flax), 862 nucleotides long. The record is from RefSeq and is a predicted model, not a curated record. Lineage: Eukaryota; Viridiplantae; Streptophyta; Magnoliopsida; Brassicales; Brassicaceae.